UAACGUUUGCGGCGACUUCGCUGGCCUGCCGGAGAAAGGUCAUGUCGUGUUUCUCUUCCAACAUUCGCCGGAAUCUUACUUAUCCUCUAAGAACACUUCUUCCUCUACGACGCUUCUAUUCUCUAGCAAAUGUAGUCGAAAACGGAACAAGACUUGAUGCCGAUGAGAAACUCGAAAGUUCUAUCCACCCGACGGCCUUCGUUCAUCCUGAUGCAAUCAUUGGAAAGAGUGUUUCCAUUGGCCCAUUUUGCACGGUUGGAGCUUCUGUUAAGCUGGGAAAUGCUUGUUUUCUUCAUCCAGGAAGCCAUGUUUUUGGAGAAACUGAAUUGGGUGAUCGAUGUAUUCUAAUGCCUGGUGCAGUGGUUGGAGAUGAUCUUCCUGGACAUACAUCUAUUGGGAAUAAUAAUGUAAUUGGGCAUCAUGCUGUGAUUGGAGUUAAAUGUCAAGAUUUGAAGUAUAAGAGUGGAGAUGAAUGUUUUCUGGUAAUUGGUAACAACAAUGAGAUAAGAGAACACGCCUCUAUCCACCGAUCAUCAAAGCCAACUGAAAAAACUGUAAUUGGUGACAACAAUUUUAUUAUGGGAUCUUGUCAUAUUGCUCAUGACUGCAAAAUUGGCAACAAUAACAUAUUUGCAAAUAAUACUCUUCUAGCUGGCCAUGUGGUUGUCGAGGACUAUACUCACACUGCUGGAGCUACUGUUGUUCAUCAAUUUUGUAAUAUCGGUUCUUUCUCUUUUAUUGGCGGUGGAUCUGUUGUCUCGCAAGAUGUACCAAAGUAUGUAAUGGUAUCAGGAGAAAGAGCCAAGCUUCAUGGUUUAAAUUUGGAAGGUUUAAGAAGGAGAGGAUUUUCGGAUGCAGAGAUUAGAAGCCUGAGAACAGCUUACAGGAAGAUAUUCAUGAUGAGCGAUUCAAAAUCUGAGGGUGGCAUUGUCGAUCGUUUAGCUGGCGUGAAUGAAGAAUUUGGCAACAUGCCUGCAGUGCUUUCGUUGGUGCAAUCUAUCCGCGAUUCUUUCAGUGAAGAACGACGAGGUAUCUGCAAGUUUUAAUCUUGGGCGACGAGCCUAAAAAACACUUUAUGUAGUUGAAGCUGUGUUUGAAUGAGAAACCGUCAACACAUUUAUGAAUAUAUGUCUAGUUAAAUUAUAUUUCAAAACAUUCUUUGAUUGAGAUACUAUAACUAAAGAUAGUGUUUUUAAAGAAAUUUAUUUUUUUGGUUU
Messenger RNA from Impatiens glandulifera, 1217 nucleotides. RefSeq names its product probable acyl-[acyl-carrier-protein]--UDP-N-acetylglucosamine O-acyltransferase, mitochondrial. Gene Ontology annotation, molecular function: acyl-[acyl-carrier-protein]-UDP-N-acetylglucosamine O-acyltransferase activity. The record is from RefSeq and is a predicted model, not a curated record. Bases 42 to 1046 code for a protein of 334 amino acids. Gene Ontology annotation, biological process: lipid biosynthetic process. The transcript has 9 exons. NCBI's taxonomy places the organism in Eukaryota, Viridiplantae, Streptophyta, Magnoliopsida, Ericales, Balsaminaceae.